Raphanus sativus (radish) is the source of this 629-nucleotide messenger RNA. RefSeq names its product LOB domain-containing protein 14-like. The coding region runs from base 86 to 628 and encodes 180 amino acids. Gene Ontology annotation, biological process: positive regulation of DNA-templated transcription; hormone-mediated signaling pathway. Gene Ontology annotation, cellular component: nucleus. NCBI's taxonomy places the organism in Eukaryota, Viridiplantae, Streptophyta, Magnoliopsida, Brassicales, Brassicaceae. The record is from RefSeq and is a predicted model, not a curated record. The transcript has 2 exons.
CUAUAUAUAAUCGUCAUUAAUAGUAUCAUUCUUCCUCCAAGAUAAUAUUUGGUUAACUAUAUAGAUUAUAAAUAACAUUUUGAGAAUGGGAGGCUUAGGUUCACCGUGUGGAGGAUGCAAGUUCUUGCGUAGGAAAUGUGUAGAAGGUUGUGUAUUUGCACCAUACUUUUGCUACGAAGAAGGAUCUUCAAAUUUUGCAGCCAUUCACAAAGUCUUUGGAGCUAGCAACUUCUCUAAGCUCAUUUCUAACCUCCCUGUUCAUGACCGUUGUGAAGCCGUACGAACCAUUUCUUACGAAGCUCAGUCUCGUCUCCAUGAUCCUAUUUACGGCUGCGUCUCACAAAUCUUCUCCCUCCAGCAACAGGUUGUUAGUCUACAAGCACAAGUGGUACUUCUUAGAGAAGAAGCUUCUAGAAAGUUCCCUCAAGAGGAUUGUAUGGAACAAGGGAAGGUUCUAGGUGAAGAUAUGCCCCAGAAUCUUCACAGUUGGUUUCACCAAGUAGUCUCGGACUCCAACCUUAACCAGAUGAGUGAUGUUGCAUCAACGUCCAUGGAACGCAAUGAGUCCUUUUGCAGCUCAAGUGAAUCUCUUUACUACCCGGAGGCCAUGUUUCCAUGGUCUGUUUGAG